Molecule: messenger RNA, 1241 nt
Organism: Salvelinus namaycush (lake trout)
Lineage: Eukaryota; Metazoa; Chordata; Actinopteri; Salmoniformes; Salmonidae
Product: GTPase IMAP family member 7-like
Exons: 3
Coding region: 162-1241 (359 amino acids)
Molecular function (GO): GTP binding
Source: RefSeq, a predicted model, not a curated record
ACAUGGACACAAAUAUAUUUCAUUUCUCAAUAAAAAAGAACAUCAUAAGAAUGAGGAAGCGCUGGUAAUAUAUGCAAGUAACGCAACCGAAGACAAAACCCUCUUAUUUCAGUGCAUAUUAGGUAUUCCACGGAUAAUCCAUAGUUGCAGCCGUUUUCGCCAUGGCUAACUCAUGUGGGACAGUGGAGAUGGCGUCAUUGGAAUGUGCUGCCUCGAAUCUGGCAUGUGAAGCAUCACCGGAGCCUGACAGUGAGGCGCUGAGGAUGGUACUGGUGGGGAAGACAGGCGCAGGGAGAAGCUCUUCUGGUAACACCAUCCUAGGGAGGCAGGCAUUCCGGGUGGACAUCUCUUCAUGUUCUGUAACUGGUCAGUGUGACAGACAGAGUGGAGUUGUGGCUGGGAGGAACCUCACUGUGGUCGACACCCCAGGGUUCUUCGACACGCGCCUCUCCCCUCAGGAGGUGACAGCUGAGGCAGGCCGCUGUGUGGUGCUGUCUGCCCCUGGCCCCCACUCCUUCCUGGUGACCCUUCAGCCUGGCAGGUUCACUCAGGAGGAGCGGGAUGCCCUGGAGUGGGUCAAGGCCACUUUUGGACCAGGAGCCCUCAGAUACACAGUAGUACUGUUCACCUGGGGUGACCAGCUUCAGGGGAAAAGCAUGGAAGACUUCCUGAAGGAGAGCCAGGAGCUCCAGGAGUUUGUGAGUAGAUGUCAGGGGGGCUACCAUGUCUUUAACAACAGCAACAAGAUAACAGACUGCACUCAGGUCACAGAGCUCCUGGAGAAGAUAGACAAGAUGGUGACACAGAACGGAGGUGGCUUCUACACCAACGAGAUGUACCAGGACGCAGAGAGAGCCAUCAGAGAAGUGCAGGAAGGAAUUCUGGGAGGGAGAAGGAUGACUCCAUUGAAGCAGGAGGAGGAUGGGGUGAAGACAGGGCCAGAGCCUCAGGGACCAGAGGCAGAGAGAAUGAGAAGGAGGGAAGAGGAGGAGAGGAGAAGAGAGGAAGAGGCAGCCAGAAAGAAGGCAGAGAAGUUGUUCUGGUGUGAGCUGGUGUCUGCCUUGGGGAAGGGGGCAGCAGAGGGAGCUGGAGUAACAAGCAAAGGGAAAGGGAAAGCAGUGAAAAAGGUUAAGGCUAUAGAGAGGGCAGCAGCUUUGGCUACCACACCGCUGUCAAUCACAUCAGCUGCCAAAGUGGUGGGAGGAGCUUGUGAGUAUGCAGGAGUAAACAUCCUGGUGUGA